GGACGCCAAGGUGGCGAGCAAAACAAUAGAGGCGUAGGGCAACAGCUUUCCUUUCGCAACGGCAGAGAGCAGCUUUCAGUGGAUAACCGGCAAGGUGUGAACUCUAGCAGAGAAAGAGGACGUGGUGUCAGCUUCACAGUGACACAAUGGCUGCUGACAACUUGUUCCCAAAAUCUAAGAGUUGGGUGUGGAACGAGUACCGCGGGGAGCUGGUCAAGAUAAGACAAGAUGGGCGCCCGGCCAGUCCUUCGGCCUCGUCCUCCACCUCCAGGCGCCUCUCACCGCAGCCUGGCCAGAAGCAUCCCAGCAGGGAGGCGGCAGCGUCGAAGCGAUUUGUGGAGGCACAGUACGGGCGACUGGACAUUGGCGAGUGGGAGUGUGACGCGGAGUCCCCGGUCACCUUCCAAGACUGUGUCAAGGUCGCCCUCCACCUGCAGGCUCUGGAAACACCCAUCUCCAAGCUGUUCCUCGAGGUGGUCAAGUUGGAGAAGGUACAGAAUCUACUCCGUGGCCUAGUGGAGUACUUCGCAGAGCUGUUCGUACAGGCAGACUUAGUGCAGGCCAUCGUGCCCCCCGCAGUGGCCAACCAGCGCCUCUUGCAGCAGCGGUGGGAGCGGCAUCUCACCCAAGUGCUGCACCCCCUCUCGGCCACCUAUGUGCAGCUCAUCCUCGGCCACGGCCUCAACCACCUCCACCACAUGAAGCGUGGCCGCAGCCUGCAAAGCCUCGGGGUGCGAGACAACCAGAUCUUUGAGCGGCUCUACGAGCUGGCCGAGCUGCUUGUGUGGGUCACCUUUCGACGCAGGGACAGACCCGUCAUCCACGCCGAGGUCACCAGACUCUUCCGCGGAGCCCACCACAACCACCAGCAGCACCACCAACAACAGGGCGACGAUGUAGCUAAUGACCCCUCCUUCACCGCUCCCCCUACCCACGCCGUCCCCACCGCCAGUAGGAGGAGAGCCAAGAGGGGCCCGCCGUUGUCAGCUGUAGUGCACGAGAGCUGUGGGUUACUGCUGCGUCAGGUGCCGGCCCUCAGCCUUACCUCUUCCAUCAGUGUCCUCGGUGGAGACGCCCUUAGCUCCCUCACCUAUGUCUCAGAGUCUGAGGGCGUGCGUGGGCGUGGGCUGUGGGUGCUAGGGGCGAGGCGGGCGGACCUCAACGAAUACCUGGAACCUGCUGCUGAAGAAGGGGACCAACUCAGCCUUCUGGAUUAGCACCUCCUUCGUCAGUGUGCCUCAUCAUCAUCAUCAUCAUCAUCAUCACAGUCAUGAUUGUGAGUAUUGAGGGCCAGGCGCGGUCGAGGCAAGCAAGGCAAGCAAGGCAAGCAGGGACUCCUCCAAGCACAAUGAGAGCCUCUUGUGGGUGCCCGCUGGCUGACCCCCCUCCCGCCUGACGUCACUCCCCUCUGGCGUGAGAUCGUGCGUCCCGUCAUGUCCUCCUUCCUUCUUUCCUGGUGAUCUAGUGUCUCUCUCUCUCUCUCUCUCUCUCUCUCUCUCUCUCUCUCUC
Portunus trituberculatus (swimming crab) is the source of this 1509-nucleotide messenger RNA. RefSeq lists its product as uncharacterized. Gene Ontology annotation, biological process: negative regulation of phosphatase activity. The transcript has 8 exons. The coding region runs from base 147 to 1217 and encodes 356 amino acids. The record is from RefSeq and is a predicted model, not a curated record. Gene Ontology annotation, molecular function: phosphatase binding. Lineage: Eukaryota; Metazoa; Arthropoda; Malacostraca; Decapoda; Portunidae.